Messenger RNA from Heterotrigona itama, 333 nucleotides. The record is from the annotation of a GenBank genome assembly. NCBI's taxonomy places the organism in Eukaryota, Metazoa, Arthropoda, Insecta, Hymenoptera, Apidae.
CUAUCGUUUCCUUUUCUUUUUCUCCUGUGUUCGCAGAUGUGCAACGAAUGGGCGAUAGAUACACCGUGUCCGGCGGGUGGCCGAGACUUCUGCAGAUCGCUGCACAUUUUGGACAGCCGUGGAAAUAGCAUUUGCAUCAGUUGCUGCGACCUGAGCUACUGCAACAUCGAGUCGCCGACCAACGCCACCAACGCCAUAUUCUCGCGGAAACGGCGCGCCAAAUCGAAGUCGAAGCGCAAACGACCCGGCAGAAACGGGGUCGAGGGCAGCCGAUUCUACGGGGACGGAGCGCUCUGGCUCCUGGCCUCACUCUUCUAUGCAUAUCAUUGCUGA